AUGCCCCUGUGGCAUUCUGGCCCUGGGCGUCAACUCCGUCCUCGACGCUCGCUAGAGGGUAUACUGCGGCUGCCUGCGCCACCGGCGCUGCCUCGUGUCCGUCCCCACAACCGUCCCCACACACGUGAGGCUGUGGGCCUUGGAAAGGUCGCCCCUCGCCUUUACGCUGCGCAGCGUCGUGGGGUGUGUGGGGAUUGUCUGUAUUUGUCUCCCUGGCUGUGCCUUGUGUGGCCGUGUCCCCAGGCGGGAGGUCCUAGGGCGGGACGUCGCGGUCCGUCAAGGCCCGGAAAGGAAGGAAAUCUCGCUUAG
Molecule: messenger RNA, 309 nt
Organism: Peronospora matthiolae
Lineage: Eukaryota; Oomycota; Peronosporomycetes; Peronosporales; Peronosporaceae
Source: the annotation of a GenBank genome assembly